This is a messenger RNA of Rana temporaria (common frog), 5572 nucleotides long. RefSeq names its product cat eye syndrome critical region protein 2. Gene Ontology annotation, cellular component: CERF complex. The coding region runs from base 109 to 4674 and encodes 1521 amino acids. NCBI's taxonomy places the organism in Eukaryota, Metazoa, Chordata, Amphibia, Anura, Ranidae. The record is from RefSeq and is a predicted model, not a curated record. Gene Ontology annotation, biological process: chromatin remodeling. Gene Ontology annotation, molecular function: protein binding. The transcript has 18 exons.
CCCUGCACAGUGGUCCGCUCAGGCUCCGCCCCUGUCCCCGCCCCACUCACAUUGUCCCCGCAGCUGGGCGCACGCCGUGUCCGGGCAGGGGGCUCCGUUGGGCUCGGGAUGCCCCCGGAUGAGGGUCUGGGGGAGCUACGCUCCUGCUGGCGGGUCCCGGCCAUUGCCCACUUCUGCUCUCUUUUCCGCACCGCAUUCCGUCUGCCCGACUUCAGUAUAGAGGAAUUGGAAGAUGCGCUGUAUCAAAACGACGUGGAGUUUCUAAGUGAGCUUGUGGCGAGUCUUCUUCAGGGCUGCUACCAGCGCCGUGAUAUCACGGCGCAGACCUUUCAUGUGUACCUGGAGGACAUCAUCAGCUACCGAUGGGAACUAGAGGAGGGAAAACCCAACCCCUUCAGGGGAGUCAAUUUCCAUAAACUGCCACUGCGCACUAGGGUGGAGAUUCUGCACCGACUCUGUGACUACAGACUGGACGCAGAUGAUGUGUUCGAACUCCUCAAGGGUCUGGACGCAGACAGUCUGCGCGUGGAGCCCCUCGGAGAGGACUCGCAGGGGAAUCUGUAUUGGUAUUUUUAUGGGACCCGCCUGUACAAGGAGGAGCCAUCAUGGGAGAAGCGGCAGCGGGCGCUGGAAGAAGCCGCUGCCGUGCCAGAGAAGCCUGUGAGGAAGAGAGGGCGUCCUCCCAAAAAGAAGCCGCUGCUGGAACAGGCUGUGAUCUGUGAUAAGCCAGAACUGCCAGCUUCCGCAGCAGUGGAAAUGGAACCACCCAGGAACGUCGGCUCCCCCGGUGAGGGAUUUUGGUGUCUACUUUGCCAGACGGAGGAUGAAUGGAGGAAGCUGACUGAGAGCUUCCGGGACAAGGUUUCCCCAAAAGAGCACCACCUGUAUAAGAUUCUAAGUGAAGAAUUCCUCCCGGAGAUCUGCAGUAUGAUAUCUCAGAGGAACACAAAGGUCCAGAAUAAGCAGGACCAUUUCGCCUGUAGGAGGUUAUCCGAGCAUCCUGGGUUUGACGCUUUUCAGCGAGAGGGGGUGGAUGGGUCUCAAGUGCAGGAGGAAGAGGAGGAGCGGCAGCUGUUGCUGGGGAUGCAGAGGAAGGAGCAGGAACUGUUGCAGAAGGAGGAGAGGAAGAGAGCAAUGGCGAACAAGGUCCGAUCUGUAGAAGAGCGGGCUAGAAGACGAAAGCUGCGAGAGGAGAGAGCCUGGCUGUUAUCACAGGGCAAAGAUUUGCCUCCAGAACUGACUCACCUGGAGCCCAACUCCCCGCUACGUGAGGACUACAUUGUCCCCGAUCUACUGAGCUUUGAACUUGAUGACCAUUAUACAGGCAUGUACAAAGUUUUGGAUGCUGUAAGGGCACAUAAGGAUUCCUGGCCCUUCCUGGAGCCGGUGGAUGAGUCUUAUGCUCCCAAUUAUUAUGAUAUUAUCACGUGUCCGAUGGACCUGUCAAGAGUGGAGCAGAGGUUAUCCUCUGGGUACUAUCUCACAAAGGAUCAGUUUGUCGGCGACAUGAAAACCAUGUUUAGGAACUGCGUCAAGUACAACGGGUUGGAUAGCGAGUACACACAGAUGGCUGAGAACUUGGAGCAAUGUUUUAGAAAGGCGUUACUCAAACACCUUCCAGAAGACGAAGGCGAUUCUGAUGGCGAUAGCUGGAUUCGAAUCGACAACAGGGAGAAGCCCUUCAAGAGGCGGAGCCAGGCAAGGCGGUCAAAGGUCGGGGGUUGGAGAAAGUCGAAGUUGGAAAGCGGCCGGAAGAGGCAGAGCUCAGAGAGUAGCUUGGUGCAUCAGUCCUCACCCAGCGAGGAUGGAGAGGACCAUUUGCCACCAUCCACCAAUAAAUCUGCAAAAGGUCAAUCGUACACUCGCCCCCUGCAUUAUGGAGGAACGCAGAGGCCGCCUUUCUACCCAGUGGACAUGCCUAUUGCAAGGUCUCCUGAAAUGUCAGACAACAAACGGCUGGACUUUAGACCCUCUCAGGAGCCACACAAUUCAAGACCUUCAUUCCCAGUGAGGACACCUGAUCAUGAUGAUAAACGCCUUCCAGCCCCAUAUUCUUCUGGUUAUACAUCACAGAUGGGGCCGCUGGUACCAGAUCAAAAAGCGCCCCCAUCUGCCAAUUCAUACCAAACGUAUAGACGUGGAACGCCUAUGUGGCAUGAAAACAGACAGCCAAGCCACCCUGCUGGUGCUGGGCAACAGCACUUCCCCCAGCCAGCAGGGGCACACUUCAUAAGACCUCCGAGGUUCAACUUGAAUGGUCGAUACUUGUUCAGUGGCUUUGGGAAUUCUAUGAUGGACAGUCCAGAAAUGGUUGAGAUGCAGAGAUUGACAUCUUUUGUUUGUCCUCCUUCGUCAAGCUAUUCGUCACAAUCAAUACCCCCAUCUUACCCAUCCCAGCCUGCAUCAACACCAUACCCAUCUCAGUCUGGAACUACAUCCAACCAAAACCAGCCAGCAUCGUCAACGUAUCCAUCUACCUCGUUCUCAACUCGGUCAACACCCCCGCCACAGCCAUUCCAGGCUCAGUCCACACCAUAUCAAACCAAACCAACACAUGCAUCAUUCCCAACAAAGUCUACAUCUACUCCAUAUCCAAACCAGUCGGCACCCUCAUUGCGCCCCACCCAGCCAUCGACUGGUGCAUAUCCUUCACAACAAGCACCCAAUACUCAAACGAACCAGCUAUCCCCUAGCUCCCACUCAUGCCAACCAGAUCCCUCUCCUCAACCAACCCCUAAUCCACAUUCAACCCAAGCAGGACCUUCAAGCAUUUCAGAACCAGAAUCCCCACAACCGCUUUCCCAGCUAGCAUCUGCCCCAUGCCCAACGCAACCGGCAUCUAUAUCCCACCCAGCCCAACAAAUAUCUCCACCACACCCAUUUGAGCCUACAUCUGUCCCAUGCCCCAACUCGCCAAAAACUAAUAACUGCCCAACCCAAAUAAUACCUUCCUCACAUCCAACUCAACUAUUGUGUACCCCAUACCCAACCCAACCAACACCCCCACCAGAUCCAUCACAGCCUUCUGCUAUGUCUAGCCCUACGCAACCAUUGUGUAAACCCUGCUCAACCCAAUUGGCACCUGAGCCAUCCCAGCCACAGUCCACCCCCUACACAUCACAGCAAAUUCCUACCCCCUACUCACCCAAGCCAUCUCCUAGUCUCUCUCCAUCCCAGCCAGCAACCUCCUCUCUGCCAGCUCAGGCACAGUUAGACCUUUGCCCAUCUUCACCACCCUCUAACCUCCACCCAACCACACCACCCCUUACACCAUACCCAUCUCAGGAAGGUCUUGCUCAUUACCAGCCAAGUGAAAAACUCAGCUUAAAUAGUAAACCAGACGUGAGCUCUGUAACUUCUGACCAGGAUUUAUUGAAUGCGAAAGGCUCGUCUCUGCCUUCACCAUCAUUGCCUCCUCCAACUCUGCAAGCAGAGACUCCGCCCACACCAGAUGUUUCACCAACUACAAAUGGAGGACAUGUGACAGUUCUGCCCACACAGGAGAACCCUCCACCUCCAAGCAGCAUAUUGCCUAGUGGUGCAAAGAAUGGGGAAAAGCAGUGGACUUCUGGUAUAGGCAGCCAAGUUGAAAAGGACAUGGAUGCAAAAUCCGGCUCUUAUAAUGGUUUUGAUGCAGCUGUGCCACAAAAGCCAGUUGAGAUGCCCAUGCUAAAGAAGCAAUUGCUUGGUGUCACCAAAAUGGCACUGCAGUCAGUUAAACACCAAGACACUACACCGCACCAGCCUUCAGUAAAUACUUUUGUACCAAAACACCAAAAUGACACGGCUCCCAUUUAUCCAUCUGGUGGUAACAAACCUGGACCCGUUAUGGACCAAAGUUUUGGUUUUCAAAGGCCCCCUGGUUACCAGCCAUCUCAGUUUUCGCCUAGAUUUGGGAAUGUACACCAACAGCCUCACCAAGCAUCAUAUCCUCGGUUCCACCACCAAGCUGAGGCAUAUCCAUACCACCACCCACAGCAUGCCCAGCAACCCUAUCAGAAUUACCAGCGCCCUCCCUAUUACACUCAGGAAUACCAGAAUUGGCAUCACUCUGCCCAGCAGGCUCCUCCGCAUUCAGGGGGCUAUUCCCAGUCGAGUGGGUCAGUGGGCAUGCAGGGCAUUGGAGACAUGAGGAAUCUUCUCAUGUCUCCUCUGCUGGAGGGAGAACCUAGGGCAGUCCCUGGUGACAGCUCAGAAGAGAUGGAAGAAAAGAGUGAAGGUUCUUUGGAGAGGCCAGAGAGCCCAAAACAAUUCCUGGACUUGGACAGUCACAAAAGACAAAGUGGGGGCUUAGCCUAUGGCGUUCCAAGCAAUUGGGGCAGCUCAAACUUCCGACCGCCAUCGAAUAUGAUGACCCAAUCUCAUUACCUGCCCCAGAAUCACUACCAACCCCAUGGGUACUCCCAGCAGCCCUUGCAUCCAGCUCGCCACCCUGUGCAUGGACAAACCAAUGGCCAGCCUAGAAUGGUGCCCAAUUACCCGCACAUGGAGAACAGGGGCCAUUUCCAUGCCGUGAUGAUGGAGCAGAGAGGGAGCAUGCCACAGUUCCAGGAGAUGUACCAUCAACAAGGAAUGCGUCUCCAGAUGCAGCUCCCACCUUUCCACAAGGGAAGAGCCCUCUCACAGGGAGACACAAUGCACAGACCACCCACGGUGCCCCUGGACCAGACCUAGCCGAAUGGACUUCAGAGUCAGUCUUUAUGAAGUAUAGAAGGGAAGAAAGCCCACUAGACCAAGUUUCCGUUGCCCUUUCCGGCCCUGUGUGCCUUCUAGGAUUCCCUACCAAUGUGGCCUAAUCUUGUGGAACUACUGCAGCCCCCCCCUACGAAGUGACCUCUUAAAUAGCAGCCCCAGUAUGUGGUUGGAUAACACUGAAUUGCUCUGUGGGGGCCGGCUCAUAGACAGCUAUUCUCAGGAAGUGAGGAGCAUGAUUUCACUGCAUCCUCUGUUUACAAGCUACGUCUUGCUGCCUUCAUCCACACGUUUUUUCCCUGAUGUUUGUGCUGGAGUUUUUUUUUUUGGUCAUUUCAUGUUUCUUUCUGGGAUCGUUUUUUGUUUUGAAACUAAUGUAUUAUAGCGUUAUGGAUCGCUUCUUUCCCGGCACUGGUGUGGGUGAGCAACAUAGACUUUGCCCAGUGAUGAGAGAGAUUCAUCAGUUGAGGACCAGGAAAAUUAAAAUACAAGUCGCCUUUUGUUUUUCAUGGGUACGCGUAACUGGAACCAUUCAUUUGUGGUAUACUUAAUUCAUAUGAAAUGUUUUUUGGUAAUUUUUUUUCUAUUAAGUCUGGUAACAACAUUUUUAUACAUUGCAGCUGUCAAAGCUUUUGUUUUGUGAACUUUCUAGCUGUAAACUACGGUAUUUCAAACGGUGAUUCAUCAUUGUUUAAAGUAUCGAAUGAGGCAGCACGCGUGGUAUUGUUUCAUGGUUUUGCGAUCCGCUAAAACUGUCAAUUAAAAAAAUAAAUAAAUACAAUCAAUCAGUGAUGAAUGUAAACUGUUGAUUUUUAUAAUCCAAACGGUAUUGCAGUUUUGCACAGAUAUUUGAGCGAUCAAAUGCAGUUGGCAAAAUUUC